Molecule: messenger RNA, 3918 nt
Organism: Acanthochromis polyacanthus (spiny chromis)
Lineage: Eukaryota; Metazoa; Chordata; Actinopteri; Pomacentridae
Product: leukemia inhibitory factor receptor-like
Exons: 17
Coding region: 272-2920 (882 amino acids)
Cellular component (GO): membrane
Molecular function (GO): cytokine receptor activity; protein binding
Source: RefSeq, a predicted model, not a curated record
UCCGUUUCCUCCUCACAACUCCUUAUGGAUUUCACAAUCGCUCUGAACUCGGCAGCAGAUGGAUUUCCCGAGCUCAGACUCCAGCAGCCUGACACUUUCUCCUGUUUGACUCCUGAUCUCCUCACACCUCCUCAUGCCAGUGCUUGUGUUUUCCUCCCAAGUGAACCUCAGGAAUUCUCCUCCUACGGCCUCAGGUAUCUCAGCGGAUCACAGGAAUCCAUGAAGGAGUUUUUCUGCUGAGGACAAACAACAACAAACGGAGAGGAUCAGAAUGAUCUCAUGGCUGUUCAUCAUCUCACUGCUCUGUCUGAAGCUAGGAAGUGGAAAUGGACAAGAAAAAGGUGUUCUACAUUGUGGACCUCAGAAUGUGACUCUUCACUCCAACCAGAUGCUGCUGUUAACGUGGGAAGAUAAACCCUCGUGUUCUGCAUUAGAAGAUGCCGUCGUCUACGAACUGCUGGUUCUCAUCGCGGAUAAACGAGAACAUUAUGAUGAAGUUGUGGUGACUCGUGAUCAGAUUGGAUCGAGUCACUCCUGGAGCUGGACGUCGUAUUUGCCGUUGGAGUGCGCUACUCAUUCAGUCUGGCUCAGGUCCCGAUACAAGAACCAGACAAGCCCAUGGGUGAAAGAAAAGACCCUUCCUGAGAACCGAAGGUCAGAAAGAUUUAAGGUCUACCCACGAGACGGAAUGUUCAAAGUUGGUAGUACUGCCACCUUCUGUUGUAUUCUGCCUGCAGGGGAGAGCUUUAAUGAAAUGUACCUGAGUGGUUAUACAGGUGUUAAUAUGAGCACCACCAGGAUCAGCAACCAGACCUACGCUCUGACUGUCAGCCUGAACGAGGCGUCCAACGGUUACAUCGAUAUCAAAUGUAAAACCAGCAAAACCACCUAUGGGGCCUGUGCUCUUAUCUUCUACCCGCCCGGUGACAGAGAUCUUCAGUGUGAAACUCAGAAUCUGAAAUCAGUCGAAUGUGGCUGGAAAGUAGGAAGAAACACAGAAGUCCCAAAGGCUAAAACCCAGUACCAGCUACAGGGAAGUCCCUGUCCAGACGGAUCUGAAGGCAGAUGCUCUCUAAAUAUGAUGGUUGAAGCUGGAGAGACGAACUGGACUUUAACGGCAAGUAAUCCUCUUGGAACGAUUCAGCUUCAUGACCGGGCAGACUUGACCAAAAGAGUGCGAAUGCUUGCUCCAGAAGAAGUAACAGCUUCGAAUAUUAACUCCAGAAACAUCAGUCUGGAGUGGAGGUGGACUGUAGAUCAGUACAAGGACUUCAGUGUGACCUGUGAAGUCCAAGGUGUCCACUCUGAAAAAAACAGCACAAGUAAAACCUCUGGGGUUGGUCUUAAUUCUGCAGUUUUAACCGACCUGAUGCCAAACUCGACGUAUGAAGUGAAGGUGAGAUGCAGAACAGACACCUGGGGAUGGGGCGACUGGAGCAGAGGAGUUACGCUCCACACAAAGGGUGACGUUCCAGAUGCUCUUGAUGUUUGGAUGCAGAUGAAGGAGAACCAGGUUGUAGUCAUCUGGAAGACGCCACUGGCCAAUCAGAGCCAUGGAAAUAUCACUGACUAUGAAGUUACCUGGGCAAACACCACAACCGGAAUACCUCACAGUGAACACAGUCUAACCCUCCAUCUGGACACCAGUGAAGAACACAGCAUCACAGUAACAGCCUGGAAUAUAAACGGCAGCUCAUCGCCUUCAACCAUCACCACCCCCAACACCAGUCCAGAUGGAACCAGAGUGAACUCUUCUUGGAUCACUGGCAGUAACGGUAGCUUCAUGCUGUCCUGGCCGAUGAGUCCUGCAUCCAGCUGUGGUUACAUCAUUGACUGGUGUCCGACCCUCCACUGUCAAACUGUGGACUGGAUCAAAGUUCCUGACAACACCACUAAUGCCACCAUAUUUUCUAAAGACUUCAGAGAUGGACUGAGGUAUUCGUUGUCCAUUUACGCCUGUACAGAGGGAGCUCCAGUUCUUCUGGAGAGGAGGGAAGGCUACGUCAGAGAGAUAAGAAUCGAACGGGAUGCUCAAAACAGGACGCUGUUUAAAUCACUGAAUGCCAAACAGAAGGAGACGGAUGCAGAGAUUUCCUGGGAGAAGAUUCCUCUGAGAGAGCAGUCGGCUUUCAUCCGAGGAUUCAGGCUUUACUACUGGAACAACGACAGCACGGUGUUCAACGUGAGCACAGACGAUCCUGAAGCCACCAGUCUGACAGCAACAAACCUGGAGUUCACUUCGUAUACGUUCACGGUGGUGGCUCGGACGGCACUCGGAGAAUGUGGAAACACAUCCAGAUCCCUCACCUUGAACUCCCUGACUGAUGACUUGUUCAGGUCCAUCUUCAUCGCUCUCGGUUUGACUUUGGGUCUUCUAACUCUCACUACUAUCCUCUGCUACACAAACUGGGCCUGCAUCAAACAUAAAGUCUAUCCUCCGAUCCCAAAGCCAGUGCUGAUGGACAACUGGUUGACGCCGCCAGUUUACCUGGACCUCCGCAGAGAAGCAGACGUCUCGGUUGUUCCAGAGCUGCAUCCUAAGCCUGGAGUAUCGGGGAAUGAUUACGUUAGCGAGGCGGGCAUGCCUUUUAGUUUCACACAAACUCCCAAAGGUUACUACAACAAACCCCUGAAGAAGGAUGCCCCACCACUCCUGAUUCUACCCUACACAGACGUACCAUCUCCAUCAGGUCCUCCGUCUUCUCCGUUCAGGAGCGUGUUUCCCAACCCGUCGUAUGACCCGACACCUGGGGAUCACUGGUUCAGACCUGAGCUUCUGGAGGGGAAACCUGCAAUCCAAACCUCUGACGGAUACCACCCUCAGAACCAGGCACAGACUUCAAUCCCAACAGGAGAUGGUCCAAACGGUCCAGACAGUCCCAUGUCCUGUGAAACCGCUUACAUUUUAUUACCACACUGACCUUCCAUCUAGCUGCUGCAUGAACAUAUAGUAAAGGUGAAGACAUUUAUGCCUUACAGGAUAUUUAAAGAUAGUACUAGAGUUCAUAAAGCAACAAUCAAUAAAUCACUCCUUAGAAAUCUUAAGUCAUUCCACUGUCUAAUAGUUGUGAAAUGUGUGUGGUAACGUGUUUUCUGGUAACUGUGAGUCACUGAGGAUGUUGUUUUUGACAACACAUUUGAAACAUUACAAUGAAAAUAUUCAGCCCUCGUGGAAGUUGUCCUCCCCAAAAGUAUGGCCGUCCACCUGUGCAAGAAAACAUGAGUGAGCGAGGCCACCAAGACACGUAUGACUCCUCUGAAGGAGCUACAAGCUAGUACUCACCACCGUGCUUCAUGUCAUGAUGCUGCCACCUCCGUGCUUCUUGUCAUGAUGCUGCCACCUCCGUGCCUCACAGUGGGGAUGGUGUGUUUGUGAUGAUCUUCAGUGUUUGGUGCACAGCAAAGAUUGCGCCCAUCUGCUGGACAUAAAGCUCCAUCCUGGUCUUGCAAUGACUUAUUUUACAUUUUAUUUUGACAUUUCUUUGUAAAAAUCACUUUCAGUUUGACAUGAAAGAGUCUUUCUGUGAUUUUUAUGUGCUGUUGCUGAAAAAAGCUGAAUUAAAGUGAUCACAAUUUAUUGUUGAAAAGCAAAAAAGGAGAAACUUCCAGUGGGGGUGAAUACUUUACCCAGUACAGUAAAUGUGUCCUUACAGUAUCAAAGAUUGUGAAUAUUGUCUAUUUUUUAAAUGUAUUUUGUUUACUAUGUGAAGACCUGCUGAACGGCUUUUUGAGAUGACUGGUGUUUUUAAAAAUCCCCUUAGAUUUACUGCUGUAAAACAAUAAAAACCUACAGCACCUCUGUACUUUUACAGGUAUUUUAGGUGAUGUGGAACAUUUGACUGCAGCUAUCUUGCUUUCAAUCAGCUAUAUUUUGUGAAGGCAGACUGAUCUGUUAUUUGCUUAAUAAAUGUUCGACUG